Acipenser ruthenus (sterlet) is the source of this 2635-nucleotide messenger RNA. Its product is annotated as BTB/POZ domain-containing protein KCTD8-like. Gene Ontology annotation, biological process: protein homooligomerization; regulation of G protein-coupled receptor signaling pathway. Gene Ontology annotation, molecular function: protein binding. The record is from RefSeq and is a predicted model, not a curated record. The transcript has 2 exons. Bases 225 to 1484 code for a protein of 419 amino acids. NCBI's taxonomy places the organism in Eukaryota, Metazoa, Chordata, Actinopteri, Acipenseriformes, Acipenseridae.
UACUGGGAGUUGCUCAGCAGUGAUUUUUUUGCCUCUGUGAGCCGCUUCACUGUCGUCUUUUCCUGGCACUCUGAAAGCAGUCCUGGGAACCUGAUCCUAUUUUUUUUCCAGAAGCAGUAAUGUAGUCUUUCUGAACAGAAACUUCUGAUCUGCCGGCAGCAACCUCCAGUUUUCCCUGAAGCAACCUUCUUACCUUUAUUUUCCCCCUAACCUCUUCAUCUGAAAUGGCACUAAAAGAAGGCAUAUUGCCCAUCAGUGAGAUGCUGAGUCCUUUCCCAGAGGUGAUGGAGCUGAACGUGGGAGGACAGGUGUACGUAACUAACCAUUCUACCCUCAUCAGCGUCCCCGAAACUACUUUGCACAGCAUGUUCACCAAGAACCAGGUGAAAGAUUUACCGAGGGACAACAGGGGUCGUUUCUUCAUAGACCGAGACGGUUUCCUCUUCAGGUACGUUUUGGAUUUCCUUAGGGACAAGCAGCUGGUCCUUCCAGAUCACUUCCCUGAAAAGGAGAGGCUUUUAAGAGAGGCAGAGUACUUCCAACUUAAUGAUCUUCUUAAACUGCUGACACCCAAGGUUACCAAGCAAAGCUCUAUGAAUGACGAAGGAUGCCAGAGUGAUAUAGAAGAAAAUUCUCAAAGUAGUGACCUGGCCAGGACUGCUGCAUUAGACAAGAGGUCUGGAUUUAUCACCAUAGGCUACCGAGGCUCUUAUACCAUGGUCAGAGACAACCAGGCAGAUGCCAAAUUCCGCCGGGUGGCCAGGAUUAUGGUGUGCGGCAGGAUUGCCCUGGCCAAAGAAGUUUUUGGGGAAACAUUGAAUGAGAGCAGAGACCCUGACCGACCUCCUGAGAAGUAUACCUCACGCUUUUACCUGAAAUUUACCUACUUGGAGCAGGCUUUUGACAGGCUGUCCGACGCCGGGUUUCACAUGGUGGCUUGUAAUUCCACGGGCACUGCUGCCUUCAUUAACCAAUACAGGGAUGACAAAAUCUGGAGCAGCUACACUGAAUACAUCUUUUUCAGGCCAACCCAGAGGACGGUAUCUCCAAAACAAGAAUGUGAAGAGAGGAAACAAGAGAAGCUCCCAGACAAAGGAAGCGAAAGUGGAACUUCUCUAAACGAGCUGUCCACCUCCAGCUCUGAGACCCAUUCAGAAAUUACCAGUCCACAAGACAACAUCUCCUGUGCUCCACAGGCUUCCUCACAACAGCCAAGCACACUCACCUUGGAUCGGCCUUCUAAAAAAGUCUCUGUGCAGUGGAUGCCACAACCAGACAAACGCAGGAACAGUGAGCUCUUUCAGACUCUGAUGAGUGCCCCUCGAGAGACAAACCUAAACAAAAAGAAAGCUUCUGAAAAGUUAAGUGUGGAAGAAGAAAUGAAAAAGUGCAUACAGGAUUUUAAACAAAUUAAAAUACCUGCUGAUUUUCCAGAACGCAAACGUCAGUGGCAAUCUGAACUGUUACAAAAGUAUGAGCUAUAGGGUUUUGUUUCACCCCUAAACCGUGUUACUGUACAAAUGAGACUGGCUGUUAACCAGUCUUUCAACAUCCAGCUAACACUGUCAUAUCCACUUGGCAUUGGUUUGAUCAAAAUACUGUAUGCUUACAAAAUGAAUUUAGACUCAGAAAGGAGGGGGACUUCUGAAACUAAAUAGCUUACAGGGAAACUUGUGUGGUAUUUAAAGUGAAUAAUGUAUGAUUAAGCUAGUGUGUUUAAAGCUAUUGGUUUUUAGUUGCUAUGUGCGCCAUUGAAUAUCACAAGAAGCUUCAUUAAGGUAGGCUCCAAAUGUUUCAAAUAGACUGCUAUAAUAAAUCAAGUUAAUUAAUCACUGUGUGCUUGCAUGAAUGGACAGGUGAUCAUGGAAUAGAUCCAGAUUCCUAAAUAUAUGUGUUUAUCUACACAUCAGAUGUGAAACUUAAAUAUAAAUGGAGGUUGUCCUUGAUUAUUCAAAUGUCAUACUGCAUUUAGACUGUAUUGUUAGUUUAUGGUCAGUAUGUUAAUUGCUAAAGUAUGUUUUCAAUUUCUUUAAUUUAUUUUUUGUGCUGUGCUUUACAUGUAAGGACAAUGUAAAAAAACCAACAACUUUAUGACAUAUUGCUUUGGAAGUGUUUACGUAACUGUUAAACCAUGAAAGUAGUAUUAUAAAGUACUACUUUGUGUCUAGGUGUUUACUAUUGGCAUAUUUUAUAACUAACCAAAUGUAAUACUAAUAGGAUAAAAGUCCUGGGCUAUUGAAAAUUGUUUUCUAAGUUGUCUUAUUAAUGUAAAUGUGUCAUACAUAAAAACAAAAUGUAUGAAUGAUAAACAAGUAUGUUUAAGAAAAAACUGUAUUCUGAAUUGUGAUUGGCAAUUGUUUGCUUAUGAACCCUUUAAUAUGUGUCACUUUUUCUUUAUGACGAGUAAAUGUGAUGUUAAAGAGCAGUUUGACUACUCAGUCGCCUGACCAAUCACUGCUUGGCAAUCCUCACUAUAUUUUAACCAAGAUAUCAGGAAUCCCAAUACCAUUAUAUUAAAGGUUUUAAAAAUAUUUUUCUUACCUCUUGCUCGAGCAACGAAGUCAGCACUCGGAUAAACGAUACCCAGAUACACGUCAGUCGUGUUUUACCGUCUGUGUAUUAAGAAUAAAAUCAA